CGUGUUCGCGCGUCUCCUUUAAUGGACCUGUUAAAGAGCUCAAGCACACCUUCAUCCACUGACAUCUGACCGGAUCGCAUCUUACGAGCAGCUCCUUCCACUUGAUGUGUCUGCGUAACAAGAGAUAUAGAAAUACGAUAUCAGAAACACUCCUGGAAUUUAAACAUCUUGGAAAAUGAUUGAAAAUCAAGAGUCAGAAAGAAAGACGACGGCAGGUCAUAGGAUUUCCUUUUCGAUCAUUGACAUACUGGAUCCUAAAAAGUUUACAAGUAGAAAGACAAACGAAGUGCUGGCGAAAACAAGGACGUUACCGCUAGAAAACACAGAAUGUGGAAGUUUGGAUACGCAGCGCGAGAGCAAAGAAACUCCUGGACCCGAAGAAUCUCUUUCCCUCUACAAAUGCACAGGUGAUCAUACAGCUGAAAAGCAUCAAAGAUGUGUCAGACUACAUCCUCCAGAUCCAGCCACUGAAUCCGUGACCACUCUCAGAAGUAUAAAAUCGGGAUUUUCUUCUGGUGAAGAGUUUGGUGAGGCAGGCGAGGACAAAGUCAAUCCAGCAUCGGAUGAUCUGGCACGCCAGCGACGGCGUAGGUCCGAUCACAGCUGCGCGAAGCCGCGGCGCGCCAGAACCGCGUUCACGUACGAACAGCUGGUGGCUCUUGAGAACAAGUUCCGCGUUACGCGUUAUUUAUCCGUGUGUGAAAGACUGAACCUCGCACUAUCUUUGAGCCUAACCGAAACACAAGUCAAGAUUUGGUUUCAGAACCGAAGAACCAAGUGGAAAAAGCAGAACCCGGGUGCUGAUGGUUCACUGCAACCCGGGACAAACUCUCUGCAUAGCAUCAGCCCAACCUGUGGAUCCACAUCUGCUCUCCACCCUCCAUACAGCACCGGGAACGUUUUCUUUCAUUCAGCCGUGCCACUGACGUCCUCCGGUGCUCUCUUGCAUCCGUUUUUGCCCGAUAGCUUUUUGCAGCCAGCUUUUUUCCCUCCACAUUUAUGAAGUCUUGAAUUAAGUAACGAUGCUGUAAAUGUGCAUUUUUGAAGUGAACUGUAUACGCAUUUAAUAAUCGUCUUUGUUUGUCAAUUUUAUGAUUCCUUCUUUCAUAUAAUUUAAUUUAAUUUAUUGUUUUUUUUCCUGGCUGAAUCUAGCCCAUGCUAUUUUUCAUUGAUAAACGAACAGAAUAGUUUAGAGAAAUUAAAUCCUGGACAGAAAUGAUCAGUUUGAAAGAUAUCGUCACAGAAUGAAUAUUAGAAUAAAAACUCAGUUCAUAUCUUUAUCUUACAUUUUUCUUUUACAUAAGAAUAUAUAUAUAUAUAUAUAUACUGUACAUUAUAUGUGCCAGCAAUAUGGCUACUGCUAAACAUCUUCAAAUUCUUAAAAAAAUACAAUGAAACAAAUUGGUGUGUAUUUCAGUUUAAGGACAUUUUAAGGUCACCUUCAAAACCACAAAACUGGAAAUAAUAAAACCACACUGAAAGCAAUUUCUAUUUUUUACAUCAUGCAAGUAUUUCUUUCAGCUCCAGCAAUACAUAAACAACAUGGAAAUUUCCUUAAAUACAGAGUAGUUAUAUUAUUAAAAAUAUCUUCAAAGCAUUUUUUCUUUCACCCGUUGUCAGUGAAGAAUUGUAAACAUUUUAAACAGAUACAAACAAUUGUAAGAUUUUUGUAAUUUUAUGCAGCAUUUUGUGGGUAAAACCAUCCUGUGUAAUUUUCCGUAUCAUUUGUAAUUUUCACAUUAAACGUUUUACUCUCUA
Molecule: messenger RNA, 1758 nt
Organism: Triplophysa dalaica
Lineage: Eukaryota; Metazoa; Chordata; Actinopteri; Cypriniformes; Nemacheilidae
Gene: nkx1-2a
Product: NK1 transcription factor related 2-like,a
Exons: 2
Coding region: 176-1003 (275 amino acids)
Biological process (GO): cell differentiation; regulation of transcription by RNA polymerase II
Cellular component (GO): nucleus
Molecular function (GO): DNA-binding transcription factor activity, RNA polymerase II-specific; RNA polymerase II cis-regulatory region sequence-specific DNA binding
Source: RefSeq, a predicted model, not a curated record